UCCCACUCCAAUAAUAUGAUUUGUAUGUUUAUAUGAGUUGGGUAUUUCUUGGCAUUCAAGGUUUCGUUUUUCUUGUUCCUGUCGACUGGUUAUCGUGAAAAGGCGAAAGAGAAAUGGAAAAUUCGAGAGCUUUUGUAGAAGCAGAGAAAGAGAAGGAUCCGUCACAGGAAUUGAGUUUAAUUAGGGAAGUGGCGCAGGGACAUCUGAGUAGAGUCUUUUUGGCCUUGCAUCGCAUGAGUAAAGAGCUCUAUGCUGUGAAGGUCAUGCGUAAGCCCAGUCUCUGUGAAAAAGUGGGUGCCUUUAAAUUGGCGUUAAGGGAGAAGGAUAUCCUCUCCACUUUAGAUCAUCCAUUCCUUCCUUCUCUCUUUACCCACUUUGAGUCUGAUAAUUAUAUCUUUCUCGCUACCAAAUACUGCUCUGGAGGAGAUAUGAGUGUGCUCCGUCUUAGACAGCCCAAUCAAACAUUUUCUGUGUCGGCCACAAGAUUCUAUGCUGCUGAAGUGGUUCUUGCGCUCGAAUAUCUUCAUAAGAAGGGGAUCGUGUACAGAGAUCUAAAGCCAGAAAAUAUACUCGUCCAAGAUAGCGGUCACAUUAUGCUUACUGAUUUCGAUCUUUCCCUCCGCCUUUCUUCUAUUCAGCAAAAAGAAGCUGAGAAGCUGCUUUCUAAUUCCAAAGAUUCCGGCGAGUGUAGCUCUCAACGGUCACAUUCACUGGUGGGAACGAAGGAAUACAUAGCACCGGAGAUUCUGUGGAGCACUGGACACGCUUUUCCGGUAGACUGGUGGUCGCUCGGAAUUUUUCUGUACGAGAUGGUAUACGGCCGGACUCCCUUCUGCGGGGGUAACAGAAAGGAAACCUUUUACAACAUUCUUUGCAAAGAUCCACUCUUUACGGGACCGUUUUCCGCACUGCAAGAUCUGAUCGAGAAACUUCUGGUGAAGGAGCCCUCCAGAAGAUUGGGGACUACCAGGGGGGCAGAAGAGGUGAAAAAACACCACUUUUUCCACGGCCUUCGAUGGGAGGAAUUGGAAUUUGUGUCCAGGCCUCCAUUAAUUCCCUCAAAUUUUUCUUGUGAUCAGUGUUCUGUUUCUUCACAGCAGCGUGGCUUGAUGCCGAAUGAGAAUUUCAGUGCCGAUUCUCACAAGCCACAAGAUUCCAGUUUCGAAUUUUUUUAAAUCUUCUCUGUUCUAAAAUCUCCGUCAAAGAUAGGCUGCCAUUACAAACUUACGCAGAGCAGAACUUGUCAGUCCCACCGUACCAGAUAUUGUUCCUUGUUGGAAGUAAUUCCCUAAGGAGACUCAAAUAAUUCCAAGCUCCCUUUAAUGAAUUUACAGCUUGAUUGAGCAUCAUUACGUUGUAUCUGAUUUACUGGUUGGUGGUAGUACACCUGCUAUUAACAUGUGAUA
Molecule: messenger RNA, 1406 nt
Organism: Cryptomeria japonica (Japanese cedar)
Lineage: Eukaryota; Viridiplantae; Streptophyta; Pinopsida; Cupressales; Cupressaceae
Product: protein kinase PINOID 2
Exons: 2
Coding region: 114-1175 (353 amino acids)
Biological process (GO): protein phosphorylation
Cellular component (GO): plasma membrane; nucleus; cytoplasm
Molecular function (GO): protein serine/threonine kinase activity; ATP binding
Source: RefSeq, a predicted model, not a curated record